This is a messenger RNA of Rotaria sordida, 876 nucleotides long. NCBI's taxonomy places the organism in Eukaryota, Metazoa, Rotifera, Eurotatoria, Philodinida, Philodinidae. The record is from the annotation of a GenBank genome assembly.
AUGUCAACUACUACACUCAACGAUGAAAUCCUUCGUCUUCAAUCAAUCACAAAUAUUUUGAAUGGUUAUGUAAUGCUUGUUCUCAUCAUUUUUGGUACUGUAGAACUUCGUCGAAUGCCAAAUUCUGUAUUUUUGAUCAGCACAUCCAUCGGUAGUCUAGUUCUAUUAUGGGCAACACGUUUUCCUCGAUCUAUACUAGCUAUUACGGAUAUUGAUCUAUUAGUUAAUUCACCAAUCUAUUGUAAAAUUCGAUGGUUACUUGGACGUUGGGGUUUGAACAUGCCAGUGACAUGUGUAUGUUUGUCAAGUAUCGCUUGCUUUCUUAUUACUUCACGUAAUGUACACUAUCGUCAUUUUUUGACUGUACAACGAGCUUGUUUUAUUGUGAUUAUAUUCAGUAUAAUAUAUUUAAUUAUCUGUAUGCCAGACGCCAUCUAUUAUAAGGUACCUGGAUGUACAGCAUCGGCGAAUGCUCGUUUUAUUAUACUCACAUGGAAUAAUCUUCGACUUUCGAGAUUUGUCAAACGUAGUCGUUUUCAAGAACAAGUCAAUCAAAUGAUGGUUGCUGAAUUUAUUUUGGUACUCGUAACUGCAACUCCUACUUUCGUAUUCAAUAUAUAUCAACAAGUCACACAAUCAGUCAGAAAAUCUGACUUAAGACUUGCACAAGAAAAUCUUUGGUCAACUGUAGGUGCCGUUAUUAAUUUUACAAUGCAUACAGGAACGUUCUAUGUUUAUGUAAUUGUAUCUCGUGCAUACAGACAAAAUGUACUAACAGCUAUAUGUUGGAAAAAACGCAACCGUAUUCUACCAAAACAUACACAUACUCCACAUGAACAAAUAGUUCAUUCUCUUAGUAGACGAACAACUCGUUGA